AAGAAAAAUAGUCCACUAAACAUAUGAUAGGUCAUUCAUAUAUGCGUGCUUAAUUGUGAUUUACAUGAUUGUGGCUUGUAUAACAUUAGUUGUUAUUUGCUAUUAGUUGGUUUAUGUAUUCAAUCCAAGCUAAGAAAUGCUUUAAUUAAUUAGCGAAUGAAUAAAUGACGUCAUAAGGUGUAAUUUAACUCGGUCUUCCGCCAUACUGGUGUCUGUAGUAAGUCUACAUUGCAAACAACUUUCGAAUUUACGUCGACCUUUGAUAUCACAGCAAACAUGAGCCUCUCAAGAGAGGAGCUUGCUAGCAAAGCAAAGUUAGCCGAACAAGCAGAAAGGUAUGAUGAUAUGGCUGAAGCUAUGAAAAAGUUGGUGGAAAACUACAAACCACUCUCGAACGAGGAACGAAACCUGCUGUCGGUUGCGUACAAAAAUGUAGUGGGUGCUCGGCGAUCAUCUUGGAGAGUUAUAUCCAGUAUAGAAUCGAAAACAGACUCAAGCGAAAAGAAGCAAGUUAUAGCCUCUACCUACAGAACUAAAAUUACAGACGAACUAAAAAAGAUUUGCGGUGAUGUACUGGAAUUACUUGAGAAAUAUUUAAUAGAUGAGGAAGCAAUGAAGAACUAUAAAGAUGCUGCCGCAAAUGAAAACACUGACUUGAAGGAUAGUUUAGUUUUCUAUUUAAAAAUGAAAGGAGACUAUUAUCGCUAUUUGGCUGAAGUUACCAUUGAGGAAGAGAAGUCUGAUGUGGUGAAAAAAUCAGAAAGUGCCUAUGAAGAGGCUUACAAAAAUGCCACUGACAACAUGGCCCCCACUCACCCUAUUCGUCUAGGAUUAGCAUUGAAUUAUUCUGUUUUCCACUAUGAAAUUAUGAAUAAGCCAACAGAAGCCUGUAAACUGGCCAAAACGGCAUUUGAUGAUGCAAUUGCAGAGUUGGACACACUCAAUGAAGAAUCUUACAAAGACAGUACCUUGAUAAUGCAGUUAUUACGGGAUAAUUUAACGCUGUGGACAUCUGAUGCCAAUCAAGACGGUGACAAUGAUGGAGAGGGGGAUAACAAUUGAUCAUUUGGAUUUCAUCACUCAUAGCCUAAACUAUUGUUUGACAGUUGGUCAUCACAGGAGACAAACUUGGUGUUUGGACUUCUUCAAGUGUGUGAACGUGAUAGUAUAUGUUGAUCUGGCAAAUGAAUUUGUCUAAAUCACUUGGUCAGGUUGUACUGUGUAUUCGUGUACACCUAGCUAUAUUUCUCUUCAGUCAUUUUGUAUUUGGACAAAUUUCUUUGCGUAAUCAAAUGAAAGAUUGGAUUAGACUGCAUGUCAAAAUAUUGGACAGUAAUAUUAACAGUACACUGCUAUAUAAUGACAUUUAUUGUAUAACUUUGUUGUACCUUAUAUUUCCAGUAUCUGUCUGUGUUUAGUCAAGAUGUGAUCGUGUUUUGGUUUUUCUCACUGUUAUUAAGUUUGAAGCUUGGAAAUUCAAUUAUUUACAGUUCAGCUUUUGUUCCUAGCAUAAUAGCGGAUUUUUUUUCUUAUCUGAAUGGAUUGCACAAUGUCUGCAGUAACAGAGGGAAUUUGUAUGAAACACUUAUCAAUGUAAUAGGACAUUAUAAAAAGGAAAAACAAAAUUAAAAAUGUGUUUUAGAUUUAUUGUUGCUGUAUUCCUGAUAGAAGUAUAACAAGUUAGAAAAAUGUGAACACUGUCCAUAGAAAUGGUUUCCAGGAUUUGAAAUUGUGAAGUCUUAAUGAAAUGGAACUUGCCAACUGUAGACCAUUUUUGUUGAUGUUAUUGAUUACCAAAGGAAGCUGUAUGUGUAGUGUUAGUAUAGUGUUACAUCUUUAGUGCAGAGUGUAGUCAAUAUGUUGGCAUCAUUUUAUGUGUGCUAAUUUUAAUGCAAUAUUUUAUAUUCAACAUUUUUUUCCUCCAAACUUAUUUUUUGUUAUACAAGAAGUGCUGAGAUCAAUAUGUAUGUUUUCAUGAAAGUGUUGGUUUUUAUAAUUCAUUGAUGAAUCGGUGUUUUCAGUAUUGGAUAUCAUAAUGAAGUGAAGGACUAUUUCAUCAUUUCUGCUUUUUCAAAAAAUUCUUUCAGCCUAACUGUUCUGAUAAAUGAAUAAGAUUUGGUAUAUGAAACAAUAAAUGUUUUGUCUACAA
This is a messenger RNA of Ostrea edulis (European flat oyster), 2149 nucleotides long. RefSeq names its product 14-3-3-like protein 2. The record is from RefSeq and is a predicted model, not a curated record. NCBI's taxonomy places the organism in Eukaryota, Metazoa, Mollusca, Bivalvia, Ostreida, Ostreidae. Gene Ontology annotation, cellular component: cytoplasm. The coding region runs from base 277 to 1062 and encodes 261 amino acids. The transcript is spliced from 5 exons. Gene Ontology annotation, biological process: signal transduction.